AUGUGCCUGUGUGCUAACCGUGCAGCUCAGAAAGAGUUUGAGACAGCUUACCCUCCGAUUGACGCUGAUCCUCACUUCCGGCGCGUUGUGCGAUACUUCCGCCCGUCGGACUACUAUGCGAUGGCCGGUGCCACGGUGGCUUUCCCGGGCGCGCUCUAUCUGAUGGAAAAUGCUGACCCGGCGCGGGGCAAGGGCAAGCUCGGUGCGGCUAUGAAGCUCUCUGCCUUUUUGGGUCUCUGCGGUGGUUUCUUGUAUGCGUACCAGCGCUCGACGUUCCGCUUCUGGGGCUGGACCGAGAAUGAGCGGGAGCAGUCGAUGGCACAGGCCGAGGCUGCAUCUGGCAACGUGAUUGGGCAGGGCAAGAGCUCAUUAACGAAAGAGAUGCAGGGCGCUGCGUACCGCAACAGCAUCUUCUCGCAGCUCAACCUGGGUACGUGUGAAAACUAA
Molecule: messenger RNA, 447 nt
Organism: Malassezia sympodialis ATCC 42132
Lineage: Eukaryota; Fungi; Basidiomycota; Malasseziomycetes; Malasseziales; Malasseziaceae
Product: NADH-ubiquinone oxidoreductase 21 kDa subunit
Cellular component (GO): respiratory chain complex I
Source: RefSeq, a predicted model, not a curated record